UCCUGGUAGCCAUUGCACUUGAUUGACGGAAGCUUUUCAACUACAAAUAAAAGUAAUGGUGUGAGUGAAGGAUGGGGCUAUAACAUUUUUAAGAAACAGCGCACUUUGUACAUUCUAUCACACGGUUUACUGAUAAGGCCUGUAGAAAAAAAACGGGCUGCUUUCUCAGGUCAGACACUAAUAUAGCACCAACCCUUUACGCUAAGGACUACACAUCCCAGCGUGCCCUACUGAGCUGACCUAGCAACAGCUGACUAUAGUCCUCAGCUAGGGGGAACUGAAUGAGAGUGUAGAGAGCGGCGCUGCUGUCAAACUUGUAAGUCGUGUGUUUCUUGCUUUAGGUUAACUGGUGGAAUUUUUUUUUUCCCUGCCCUGAAAACAACUUUUGAAGUGGGAAUUUUUCACAUUUAAUCUUUCUUAUUCCGACCCUGGAACUCUAUCCCCGAUGCUGAGGCAUGGAUAAAGCGCUGGUCCGAAGCGAAAACAUGGUUGAGAGCAGUGAAGCAGCGACGAGGGGCAGUGGCGGUGGCGUCCCGAGUCUGGCCGCUGCUGCGGUGCAGCAGUGCGAACUUAUCCAGAGCAUGGUUGACAUCUGUCUCUUCAGCCUGCAAGGACUCCGGACAAAGUGCGCAGCGUCCAACGACCUCACUCAGCAGGAGAUCCGGACUUUGGAGGAUAAAUUACGGAAUUACAUUUUUAAGCAGCUGCAGUGCAAACAAAAAGUGCCUGAAAGUGAAAGAAUACCUGCACUUAAGAAGUACCCAAAACUGAGGGACUGGCUUCAAACUGUUAAUAUUCGAAAGGAAGUUUUGAAGGCAGCCCCUGAAGAUUUGUCCCUAGAUGUAUUACUGGCUAUGAGUGAGUCAAAGGUAAAAGAGACCAUGAAGAAGUAUGGAGCUACUAGUGGGGAGUGCUGUCGUCUCAGUACUGCCCUGUCUUCCUUAAAAAGUGGUAACACAUCAGGUGAAGAAAUAAGAGAGGAUAUGAUUUUGUGUGAAGCAGCUGACAGUCGACGAGGCUCUACUUCUACACUCAAUUUGGAACAUUCUUGUCCUGCAGGGCUCUUGCGUGCACAUUACUCUCCACAGCUUUUGAAAAAUGUUUGCUCACCACGUUCUGCAUCUGUAUCUGCAGUCCCUUCUUCGGACUUUGUUCAUACAAGCCAUGGACCUUCAGUUAAUACAGAUAAUUUAUCAGAUCCUUUUCCACCUGCACAGUGUGGUAGAUUGGGACCUAAGGCUGCUUAUGCCAUUGGUGGCACUCCACCAGCCACACCACCAGCAAAAGUCAAAAAUAAGCUAAAACCACCUGCAAGGACACCACCACCUCCUUCUCGAAAAGUGUUUCAACUGUUGCCUAAUUUUCCAGCACUUACCAGGAGCAAGUCUCAUGAGUCACAACUGGGAAACCGGAUUGAUGAUGCACAGCCAUUCAAGUCUGGUAAGAAACAUAAGAUUUUAGCCAAUCUCUCCAUCACUGGCAGUGGAAAAAUCUGUGAAAAUAUUCCUACUUGGCCUCCAUUUAACAGGCCUGUCUUUCCUCCUUCGCAAGGAAGUUCUCAUUUUCUCUCCACAGCCCCCUCUACAGUUGAAUACUGCGUCUUACAACAAAACGCUUUAAAAGUACCACAGGGGUCUCCAGUAAUGCCGAGGAGAGACAUUGGGUUAUCAGUCACACACAGAUUUGCUACGAAAUCUUGGUUAUCACAAACAUGUAGUGUGUGCCAUAAAAAUAUGAUGUUUGGGGUGAAAUGCAAACACUGUAGGUUAAAGUGCCAUAACAAAUGCACAAAGGAGGCACCUCCAUGUCGAAUAUCAUUUAUUCCAAAUCCAUUACCUGCACCAAAGAUAAGACGAACGGAAUCUGUGCCGUCUGACAUUAAUAAUACAGUGGAAAGACUUGAAGGACCACAGUUUGGAACACUACCAAAAGCUUUAACUAAAAAGGAACCUCAACCAGUAGUAAUGCAGAUAGACUCCAGCAGUAAUCCAUCUUCCACUACAUCAUCCACUCCAUCAUCUCCUGCUCCUUUCCCAUCAUCCAACCCCCCUAGUGCAACACCACCUCCAAACCCAUCGCCUGUGGGACACAGAGAUAACCGCUUCAAUUUCCCAGCUGCCUGCUACUUUCAGCACAGACAACAGUUUAUUUUUCCAGACAUUCAGCAACCAACAACACUGGCUGAGAAAUCAGAAGACUCAAAAACUGUGGAUGAUGCAGAGCCACCUGAAACCAAAGAACAAGAUACUGAGACUGAAGAACAAGACGACGGAAACAAAUCAGAAUCAGAAAGUGAAACAGAUGAAGUGGACGAGUUACCUGGGAAGUGGUGUACUUCCAAAGGGCAUAUAUCUCGGAUGGUUAGCCAAACCAGUGUUUACCUUCAGGAGUGGGACAUCCCUUUUGAACAAGUUGAACUGGGAGAGCUCAUUGGCAAAGGACGUUGGGGUAAAGUGUAUAAGGGGAAGUGGCAUGGAGAAGUUGCAAUCAGAUUGUUAGAGAUUGAUGGAAAUAACCAGGACCACCUGAAGCUAUUCAAAAAGGAAGUAAUGAACUACAGGCAAACCCGUCAUGAAAAUGUAGUGCUGUUCAUGGGAGCAUGUAUGCAUCCUCCACAUUUGGCAAUAAUUACCAGUUUUUGUAAGGGAAGGACACUUCAUUCUGUUGUGAGAGAUCCUCAGACAGCAGUGGACAUUAACAAGACACGGCAAAUUGCACAAGAAGUUAUUAAGGGCAUGGGCUACCUUCACGCAAAGGGGAUUGUACAUAAAGAUUUGAAAUCCAAAAACAUUUUCUGUGAAAAUGGAAAAGUGGUCAUCACGGAUUUUGGGUUAUUUGGAAUAUCUGGUGUUGUUCAAGAAGGAAGACGAGAGAAUGAGUUGAGGUUGCCUCGGGGUUGGCUGAGCUACCUUGCGCCUGAGAUUGUCAGAGAGAUGUCUCCUGGAAGAGAUGAAGACAAACUACCGUUCUCCAAAGCUGCUGAUGUUUAUGCUUUUGGCACCAUCUGGUAUGAGCUGCAGGCAAGAGAUUGGCCAUUUAAGAACCAGCCUGCUGAGCCAAUUAUCUGGCAAGUUGGCAGUGGAGAAGGAGUUAAACAUUUGCUUACAACAAUUAGCCUGGGAAAGGAAGUCACUGAAAUUCUUUCUGCAUGCUGGUCUUUUGAUCCAUGUGAAAGAACGAGUUUUACACAGCUUAUGGAAAUGCUUGAAAAACUGCCAAAACUCAAUAGAAGGCUUUCCCAUCCAGGGCACUUCUGGAAGUCUGCCGACAUAAACAGUAGCAAAAUUCCUCCUCGGUUUGAAAGGAUUGGCUUGGGAAUCCUGGAACAAAGCAGUCCAAAGAUGUAGUAUAAGGCAACAAUAUUUGGCUAAAAGUGUCACCACAAUAUUCUUCCUUCAUAUUGCUGUCAGAAAUCCUCAUAAAUUAUUUUCUCAUCUUAUUUUGUACAGCCAUUGUAGCUAAUCAAGGGAGCUUAGAAGCUGUUGAAUUCAGCUGUAUAAGUAAUUUAUUGCUGGUGUGAUUAGACAGUAUCUGUUCAUUGUUGGUUCUGUGAAUAUGUUUACAUAUAAUUAACAUUCUGGGUAAUGUGAAUGCAGGUUUAUUUUUUAUGAAACUGUUUAUAAUGUGCAGCUCAGAAUUGUGAACAAAACAAAAUGUUAUUUACUAUGCAAUUUGCAUUCUAAUGGGGCAGUUUAUAUUCCAACAUUAAUUUUCAAGACAAAAUUCAUCAUACUGAUGAAAAUGGUUUUCCUCUUAAUUUUAUUUAUGUCCUGUAAGCUAAUUUGUAUCACUGAAUUUGUUAAUUGGCAUGCAUAGUUAGUGUAGUAGUACAUCAGUUCUUUUAGUAUUUUUCUGUUUUAAUUGGCAGGGUAAUUUUAGCAGACUCCACACACUGUAUAUUAUUUAGGAUCCCGUGCAUCUCAACCAUAAAACUGCACCCCUGCAGUACAACACUCCUAAGUCCCAAGUCCCCACUAGGGAUCUUGUAAUGGUACAUCCAAGAACAUCUGUCCUCCCCCAGGGUCAUCAUGCCAAUCAUCCCAGCCUUUGCUAUCAUGCCCAUGGCACUAGUCAAAAUUGACUCACCUAGUGUGUCUUUAGGGCUUUAUUCCUCUGUGCCACCAAAACAAGCUGACAGCAUUACAUGUAUAAAUAUUAAAAAUACUGUUGGAGGAGAAGAGACAUGGGAGUCAAAUGCCAUUGCUACAAGGGAAACUGAAGUUUGGGUUGAUUCACAUAUAUAGAACUCAGUGCUACUGUUUCAGAACUGUCAUUUUUCAGAAUCCUUUGACUGUGAAGAUAAUAUUUCCUCCAUCUUUUUCAAUAAACAGUGCAGUGUUUUAUUAAAA
Messenger RNA from Protopterus annectens (West African lungfish), 4349 nucleotides. RefSeq names its product kinase suppressor of ras 1 (gene KSR1). Gene Ontology annotation, molecular function: ATP binding; protein kinase activity. The record is from RefSeq and is a predicted model, not a curated record. The transcript is spliced from 20 exons. Gene Ontology annotation, biological process: protein phosphorylation. NCBI's taxonomy places the organism in Eukaryota, Metazoa, Chordata, Ceratodontiformes, Protopteridae. The coding region runs from base 456 to 3347 and encodes 963 amino acids.